AUGAUCGAUGAGUUCAUGAUCAAGAUGGGAUUCAAGAAGUGCGAAUCGGACCACUGCAUCUACAUCAAGCGAGACGACCAAGUCAAGAUUCUCGUGGUGCUCUACGUUGAUGAUCUUAUCCUGGCCAGCAGCAGCAACGAACUACUCAAGUCGACCAAGAUGGCGCUGAGCACACGCUUCAAAUGA
Peronospora matthiolae is the source of this 186-nucleotide messenger RNA. The record is from the annotation of a GenBank genome assembly. Lineage: Eukaryota; Oomycota; Peronosporomycetes; Peronosporales; Peronosporaceae.